AUGAUGGAAGACAAAACCAACAGCUGUGUUAUAAUAGAAGAGAAGGAAAAGGUGCAUCUCAAAGUUGAGAGUGAAAUUGAAAAACUCAGUGAAGCAGAAGAAAAGGCCAAGGUGGAACUUAAACUGGAAACAAAAUCAAUAGUGAAAGACGAGACAAAACAUGAAGAAAGCAAUGACACGAAAACGCAUGAGCAGGAGAAAAGCGGUGAAGCUGAAGAGCAUGUAGGCGAAGAUAAAAAGAAAGACAAAAAGAAGAAAAAAGAGAAGUCCGAAGACAAAUCUGAUGAGGAACUGAAAAAGGGCAAGGAUGAGAAAGAUGAAAAGGACAAGAAGAAUAAAAAGGAGAAUAAAGAGAAAGACAAGGGGAAAAAUAUAGAGUCCGAGCAGGGGAGUGGGGAGGAUGAGGAGAAAAAUAAGCUUAAAAAAGAGAAGAAGAAAAAAGAUGAGACGGAUGAGGAGGGGGAGGAGAAGAAGAAGAAGAAGAAGGAAAAGAAAGAUAAAAAGGAUAAAAAAGUUGAAUCUGAAGGGGAAAAGCAACACAUGGAUGAAGAAAAGGAAGGGAAAAAGAAAGACAAGAAGAAAAAAGAUGAGGGAGACGAGAAUGAAAAAGAAAAAGAAAAGAAGAAAGAUAAGAAGAAAAAAAACAAGGACAAGAAAGAUGAAGAAGUUGAUACAGUAGGCAAAAGGGAUUUAGAUGGAGAGACUAAGGAGGAAUCCGGGGACGAGAAGAGUGAAGGUAAGGACAAGGAAAAGAAGAAAGACAAAGAAAAGAAACACAAGGACAAUAAAGAUAAGAAAAGCAAGGAAAAGACUGAUAAAGAGUCGGAAGAAGAAAGGAGUGAGGAAAAUGAUGAUGGAAUAGAGAAAAAGAAGAAAAAGAAGGACAAGAAAGAGAAGAAAGGAGAACUCAAAGACAAGUAUGGUGCUAAGGAUCUCGACAAGAUGAAACAAAAGCUGGAGAAAAUCAAUGGCAAGAUUGAAAGUCUUGUCGAGAAGAAAGCCGACAUCAUGAGGCUGAUAGAAGAGGCUCAGAACAAGAGCCAUAUUGUCGAUGCCAAGGUGACUGAAGAAGUAAAAGAGGGUGAGGUCAAGGAUUCUAGCUGCAGUUAA
Striga asiatica is the source of this 1110-nucleotide messenger RNA. Lineage: Eukaryota; Viridiplantae; Streptophyta; Magnoliopsida; Lamiales; Orobanchaceae. The record is from the annotation of a GenBank genome assembly.